GGUAGUUGAUGGUUUUGAACAAAGUCGUAAUACUAGUAGAUAACUCAAAAAAGAAAUGUUCGCAUUGAAGGCGUUUACAUUCAUUGCAACUUGGAAAAUUGUCGUAGCACUUAUUAACAAUGUUAAAGAAUAUUCUUUCGGGCCCACCGAAGGAAAACAAGAAGUCACUUGUGGAACGGUAUUAACGCACGCUAGGUCAAGAAUUACUUGUUUUGCCGCGUGCCUUGAAAGUUCUUCUUGUAAGGCAUCUGGUUAUAAGAAACACACAAAGGAAUGUGAACUAUACGAUGAACAUUCAACUGGGAUUUUGGCAGGGGGAUGGACCCUCAUGAUUGCAAACGAGUGCUCUAGCAGUCCAUGUCUAAACGGUGGGACUUGUACUGAUACAGUCAAUGGUUACACAUGUACUUGUGUCCCUGGAUAUGAGGGGGUGGAAUGUUCCAUGAAUACAGACGAGUGCUCUAGCAGUCCAUGCCUGAACGGUGGGACUUGUACUGAUGCAGUCAAUGGUUACACAUGUACUUGUGUCCCUGGAUAUGAGGGGGUGGAGUGUGCCAUAAAUACCGACGAGUGUUCUAGCAAUCCAUGCAUGAACGGUGGGGCAUGUACUGAUGCAGUCAAUGGUUACACAUGUACUUGUGUCCCUGGAUAUGAGGGGGUGGAGUGUGCCAUAAAUACCAACGAGUGUUCUAGCAAUCCAUGCCUGAACGGUGGGGCAUGUAUAGAUCAAGUCAAUGGUUACACAUGUACCUGUGUCCCUGGAUAUGAGGGGGUGGAGUGUGCCAUAAAUACCAACGAGUGUUCUAGCAAUCCAUGCCUGAACGGUGGGGCAUGUAUAGAUCAAGUCAAUGGUUACACAUGUACUUGUGUCCCUGGAUAUGAGGGGGUGGAGUGUGCCAUAAAUACCAACGAGUGUUCUAGCAAUCCAUGCCUGAACGGUGGGGCAUGUAUAGAUCAAGUCAAUGGUUACACAUGUACUUGUGUCCCUGGAUAUGAGGGGGCGGAGUGUGCUAUAAAUACCAACGAGUGUUCUAGCAAUCCAUGCCUGAACGGUGGGGCAUGUAUAGAUGAAGUCAAUGGUUACACAUGUACUUGUGUCACUGGAUAUGAGGGGGCGGAGUGUGCUAUAAAUACAGACGAGUGUUCUAGUAACCCAUGCCUGAACGGUGGGGCAUGUAUAGAUGAAGUCAAUGGUUACACAUGUACUUGUGUCCCUGGAUAUGAGGGGGUGGAGUGUGCCAUAAAUACCAACGAGUGUUCUAGCAAUCCAUGCCUGAGCGGUGGGGCAUGUAUAGAUGAAGUCAAUGGUUACACAUGUACUUGUGUCCCUGGAUAUGAGGGGGUGGAGUGUGCUAUAAAUACCAACGAGUGUUCUAGCAAUCCAUGCCUGAACGGUGGGGCAUGUAUAGAUGAAGUCAAUGGUUACACAUGUACUUGUGUCCCUGGAUAUGAGGGGGCGGAGUGUGCCAUAAAUACCAACGAGUGUUCUAGCAAUCCAUGCCUGAACGGUGGGGCAUGUAUAGAUGAAGUCAAUGGUUACACAUGUACUUGUGUCCCUGGAUAUGAGGGGGUGGAGUGUGCCAUAAAUACCGACGAGUGUUCUAGCAAUCCAUGCAUGAACGAUGGGGCAUGUAUAGAUGAAGUCAAUGGUUACACAUGUACUUGUGUCCCUGGAUAUGAGGGGGCGGAGUGUGCUAUAAAUACAGACGAGUGUUCUAGCAACCCAUGUCAAAACGUUGGGACUUGUAUUGAUGACGUCAACGGUUACACGUGUACUUGUGUCCCUGGAUAUGAAGGAGUGGAGUGUGCCAUAAAUACAGACGAGUGCUCUAGCAGUCCAUGUCUAAACAAUGGGACUUGUACUGAUGCAGUCAAUGGUUACACAUGUACUUGUGUCCCUGGAUAUGAGGGGGCGGAGUGUGCCAUAAAUACGAAUGAGUGUUCUAGCAAUCCAUGUUUAAAUGGUGGAACGUGUACAGAUCAAGUCAACGGCUACACAUGCAGUUGCGGACUUAAUUAUUCUGGUUUGCUGUGUCAGAACUUGGCUGACGAUAGAUAGACUUGCCAAAAAGAACCUGAGAAACGUCUAGAUAUCGGCUGUUCAAGUGGAGACAGAUAGUUGUUGAUUACUUCCUCCUGUUAAAACGCCACUGUUUAAAGAAUAUUGUAUUGGUAGAUUGAUUUAAUAUCACUGGACAUGAUAUUGCUUGUUGCAUUUCACACAGCGUUACCGUUUAUCAUUUAUUUGGGAUUACGCAAGGGUCCCCUUUU
Messenger RNA from Owenia fusiformis, 2271 nucleotides. Lineage: Eukaryota; Metazoa; Annelida; Polychaeta; Sabellida; Oweniidae. The record is from the annotation of a GenBank genome assembly.